Molecule: messenger RNA, 513 nt
Organism: Nylanderia fulva
Lineage: Eukaryota; Metazoa; Arthropoda; Insecta; Hymenoptera; Formicidae
Source: RefSeq, a predicted model, not a curated record
AUGGAUUUCACAAUAAAUUGCGCUGUCAAUGUGACAAUGCUUUUAAUUGAUGAAAUGAGUGACAUGAGUAGCGAAUUAUCAAGUUGCAGUUCUGAUGAUUAUGAAAUGAGUGACGAAGAAUAUGAUAGUUCAAGCACAGGCUAUGAAUUAGAAAUUUUAUAUUGUUUAAUGGUGGGCGAAACACGUGGUGAAACAGUUUAUAAAGAAAAAAUAACAGAUUUUGUUGAGAGAGUUAUUUCUGGAUACACGAGACGCGUAUUCAAAGAACAUUUUCGAAUGUUUCCGGAAACAUUUGAAGUAGUGUUACAAUUAAGGGGGCCAGGAUUAAGAGCCAUAGAUGCAUUGCCUGGAAGAAAACCAAUUUCUGCUCAAAAACAACUCCUCAUUGCAAUUUGGUUCAUGUCCACUCCUAAUAUUAUAUUAUUGUCUUCAGGUCUGUAUCGACGAAAUUCGGAGUUGGAAAAGCAACUGCAUUUAGGGCAUUAAGACGAGUAACAUAUGCUCUACAUUGCA